AUGCACCGCCGACAUGCACAUGGAAGUGGACAAACCAGGCCAUACGAUUUGGGCCAACAGGGAGGCCUCUACGGAGACCUGUACCCGGCCAACGCCGUUGCUAGCAAUACGUAUGCGCAGGCACCGUACUAUCCGGGUUGGGAAGCUUUGCGACAGCAGCAGAUACAACAAAGCUUCUGGCCCUUGAAUCACGGGUAUGGACAGCUUACAUCACAAAGCCACGUCGAUGGAUAUGGACCUGUAGGCGUGUACCAACAAGAAGAAGCCAGUCCAUCACUGCCUGUCCACCAGCUCCCAGCCAACGUUCAGGCGCACUCUAUGGACUCCGAGCCCCAGCCUGCGGCGUCUCACAUGCGAGGCUCAUCCGCUUAUCCCUCCCCGUUCUCAUCGGCUACUACCCGAAGUCCGGUCAUCUCCCUGGAGUCCGAGAACUCGAGAAUGAUGCAUCCACCAGAUUUGCCCCGCGCUAGCAACCCAGAAAGCGUUGGUAAUCAGUCGGCGACAUCAGCUAGGCCACACGAACACCGCUUGACCCUUCCGCGGCCAGGAAACCAUCGUGCUGUCGUGAUCGGCGUUGACUACUUCAACCAAAAGGGUCAACUCGAGGGUCGCUCUAGAAGAGCGGAGAUCGUGUACCACUUUCUGCAGACUGAAUGUGGCUACGAAAUCGGAGAGAUUUGGCGUUUGACGGAGGAUCUGCAGAGCUCCGCGGCUCAGCCCACUCGGAAGAACAUCAUGUCUGCGCUCGCCUGGCUAACUGAGAACGUCAAUGAAGGGGACAGAAGGCUUUUGUUCUACACUGGUCACGGGCGCACCUCCGGAGAGGAGAUGCAGAGAAUGAUAGAAGCCGCCACCUCGCAGAGUACACAGCAAAGGAGGACACGGAAAGCUCGCCAAAACAGUAUUGAUGAGGAAGCUCAGAGUCCAGUUGAGACCAUAUUCCCAGUUGACUUCAGAGAACCCAAAAGUGGGUCCAUUGAUCCGGAGCGGUUGGAUGAGAUCCUGCAGCCCGCCAAAGACAAAGGUGCGAAGAUCACGCUGUGGAUGGAGCCGGUUGCUGGACUUAGGAGCAGGAAGCGGAGACGAAAGGGGAAGAGCACAGAAGAUGAAGAAUGA
Molecule: messenger RNA, 1116 nt
Organism: Cyphellophora attinorum
Lineage: Eukaryota; Fungi; Ascomycota; Eurotiomycetes; Chaetothyriales; Cyphellophoraceae
Product: Metacaspase-1
Exons: 1
Coding region: 1-1116 (371 amino acids)
Source: RefSeq, a predicted model, not a curated record